Molecule: messenger RNA, 1514 nt
Organism: Mangifera indica (mango)
Lineage: Eukaryota; Viridiplantae; Streptophyta; Magnoliopsida; Sapindales; Anacardiaceae
Product: polynucleotide 3'-phosphatase ZDP
Exons: 11
Coding region: 226-1356 (376 amino acids)
Biological process (GO): DNA repair
Molecular function (GO): double-stranded DNA binding; polynucleotide 3'-phosphatase activity; zinc ion binding
Source: RefSeq, a predicted model, not a curated record
CAUACUGUAUCCCAAAGUCCUUUUGUCAUCUCUGCAAAAAGGAAAAAAAAACAGAGAGCCUUUUUCUUCCAUGUGGUACCUUAUGUAUGUUAUAAAUAAUGAUAAUGAAGUAUUUACUGGUGAAGUUUUAAUCUUUAACUUCGUGCAGUAACAGAAGUAAUGGCGGGAAACGAUUCUUGAGAACUCUCAGGUAUCUCCGCAGCACAGAAACGAACUCCUUUCUUUAUGUAUAAUCUCUGCACUUUCCGUGCACCCUACUGUAACGCUAUCAUUGUCCAACCCUUACUCACUAUCACGUGUCGCCGGUUUCAGAAAACACGAGAUUGCUUUCGCUCUUUUUGCUUCCAAAAUCGCCCGUUAAAGCUAUCAAUGGCCCCCACUGCAGUCGUUGCGGAGUACGCGAAAUCGAACCGGUCAGCAUGCAAAAAGUGCUCCGAAAAGAUUGCGGCCAAGGCCUUGAGAUUGGGGUCGAUCAGCCGCGGCCCGCAAGGGUUUGACUUGACCAAAUGGUAUCAUGUGGACUGCUUUCCUUUCGCUUCUGAGCCAAGUGAUUCGGCUGACAACAUCAAAGGCUUUUCAUCGCUUAAGAGUGGUGAUCAGGAAGCUUUGAAGAAAUUGGUGGUUGAAUGCAAGAAGUCUCUUGAGGAGAAAACUGAUGGAGACAAAGAAGAUGUUGAAUCGGAGGAAACAAAUUCAAAGAGGAGAAAGUUAUCAACUCUUAGUACGGAAGCUAAUGUGGAGAUACCAUUUUCAGUCUCUGACAUCAAGGAAACCUAUAAGGAUGCUAAACUGUUACCAAACUGGAAGGCCUUCCAGACAACCAUUUUUCUUGAACGGGAUGAUGGUCUUCAUGAUUCAAAGAAAAUUGCUGCAUUUGAUUUUGAUGGAUGUCUUGCAAAAACAUCUGUGAAAAGAGUAGGUGCAGAUGCUUGGUCCCUUAUGUAUCCUUCAAUACCAGACAAGCUGCAGAGUUUGUAUAAUGAUGGCUACAAGCUAGUAAUUUUCACCAAUGAAUCUAACAUUGAACGCUGGAAAAACAAAAGACAAACAGCUGUGGAUUCAAAAAUUGGACGGCUCAACAAUUUCAUUAAGCACGUGAAGGUCCCCUUUCAGGUUUUUAUUGCUUGUGGAUUAAGUAAUUCUGAUGGUAAAGCCGAUCCCUUCCGCAAGCCAAAACCUGGAAUGUGGCAGAUUAUGGAGAAACAUUUCAACUCUGGCAUUCCAAUUGAUAUGGAUCAAUCAUUUUACGUUGGUGAUGCAGCUGGUAGAGACAGUGAUCAUAGUGAUGCUGAUAUUAAAUUCGCUCAGGUCAUUGGAUUGCAGUUUUUUGUCCCUGAAGAUUAUUUUGUCUCUUAAAAUGGUUAUGGUUAGUAAUGGAUGCAUAACACGAACUUUGCUGUUGUUAUGCGUGUAUAAAAUAAACAUAUACAUUUUAUCGUUCUUGCUUCUGAUGGUUGUAACUGAAAGCUUCCAUUAUGUUUGAUAAACAUAUACAGAGUUUAUGCCAAGCUUAA